CCGACGUCGGCGGCGUCGGCUGGCUGAGUGGGGACGGGGUCGGAGGGGAACUGGCCGGGCGGAAGAAGUCGAGCCCGAAGUAUUUCCGGUUCCGGUGUCAGUUAGAGGCGCCGCCGCUGCAGCCGCCGGAGCCGCGAUGCCUAAAGGAGGGAGAAAGGGAGGCCACAAAGGCCGGGCAAGGCAGUACACGAGCCCCGAGGAGAUCGACGCACAGCUCCAGGCUGAAAAGCAGAAGGCCAGGGAAGAAGAGGAACAAGGAGAAGAAGGUGGAGAUGGGGCUGCAGGUGACCCCAAAAAGGAGAAAAAAUCCCUAGACUCAGAUGAGAGCGAGGAUGAAGAAGAUGAUUACCAGCAAAAGCGCAAAGGUGUAGAAGGGCUCAUUGACAUUGAGAACCCCAACCGGGUGGCACAGACAACCAAAAAGGUCACACAGCUGGACCUGGAUGGGCCCAAGGAACUUUCAAGGAGAGAAAGAGAAGAAAUCGAGAAGCAGAAAGCAAAAGAGCGUUACAUGAAAAUGCAUUUAGCGGGGAAGACGGAGCAAGCCAAGGCUGACCUUGCCCGGCUGGCGAUCAUCCGGAAACAGCGGGAGGAGGCUGCCAGGAAGAAAGAAGAAGAGAGGAAAGAUGGAGGUGGGUGUUCCUGCCCGCCACCUCCCAGGAUGCUAGGAGAGUCCAGCAGCAGCGGAGUCAGAUCAAAAGAUGAUGCAGCUUUGUCAGGAAAACGAAUGCAGUCGCUCUCCCUGAAUAAGUAGCACGGCCUGUGGGAGGAGAUAGCAGGGAACUGGGCCGUGCUGCCAGGACCUCUGCCGUGUCUCACCCACCCUGUGCCCCGGCGCCACUGCAGCAGCCCCUCGCGGCGAGGAGCCCCCCACGGCUCCUCUUCAUCUUGGCACAGAAAUCGUUUGGGGGGAUGGUGGGUGGGGGGAGGGGCAGCUGCUAUCUUUGAGACAGAAAGAUGCAGGACAGCAUUUCAUAUGUAACCAUUUGAAUGUUUUGGCUGUUUUUAGAAUUCAGAACCCUUGUGGGGGGGGUGCCUGGGAGGUGGGGUAAGAAGAGCUUCCGUUUGUCUGGUCGAUUGCGGGGCAGGGGGCAGUUGAGCCGCAGUAGCUGCUGACAAGUUUGUGAUGGACGGCCCCCUGUCUGUGUUGCCCCGGCGCCCAACUGGGGGGCUGUCGCCUGGGAGCCAGGGCCCUGGGUCUCUGAGGGUCAUGGCUCAUCCCCAGCCAGUUCCCUCUGACUGAGGCUUCACUCCUGACCUUCCCACCCUACUCCCUACCCCCGACUGACUCUGGCCAGGGCCCGGGCCCAUUCUUAACCCUGCCCAUGGAUCAUUUCAAGAAACCUGUUUACUGUGUAGCCCCCAGGCAAAACAUGCUCCACAAGUCCAACUUGUAUAUUUGGCAAAUUAAACUUGACAUUAUCGUAAUUCUGGUUCUGUGAUCUGUCUCUGGGCCCCCAUGCCUGGGCUGUUUUCACCCAGCAGGACAAGGUGUCACUCUCAGGCAGGCCCACCCCAGGGUUCGGGUGGCACCAAUCCGGGUACAGGGACUGGACCCCGGGCAUCCGAGCUGGGAGAGACUUCAGGAUACAGGAGCCAGCCCCCUCCCCUCCUUUAAUCAAGCGGGGACCUUAGGCCGGAGGGGCCAGGGACCUGUGCACAGUACAUAGCGUCCUGUCCUCCUGGUGCCCCCUGGUGGUGACAGCCUCAGGAUUUCAGGGCUGGGAGUAAGGGACCCAACACCCAGCAUGACUGCUAGGCAUUACCUUGUUCGUGGUGGGAUGGCAGUGGGGAAGCCGAGGCUUAGCACAGUCACGUGGGCGCCUGUUCUGCUUCUGCACCCCUCCAGGAGGGGCACCGCCUCCUAAACAGCAGUCCCCUCUGCGCGGUCCUGAGAGGCGAAUGGGCGCCAGGCAGGGAGGGACUCGGUGAAGACUAAGGGGAGCUGUGUAGCCUGAGCUGUCUCUGGGGACUGAGAAUUUUUAUCUCCUGAUUUAAAAAAGAAUCAGUGGGUCUCCUCUCACCGAGGAGACUAUCCUGAGGGACAGGCCCUAGAACAGUGGGGGGGGGGGGGGGCUUCCUUAAGUAUCAUUUGUCCUGAAGAUGUGAGGACAGUUCACAAUUAGAUCUACUGAUGUAAUUCAUUACCUAGUUGGACUAAAAGAAAAACCAUGGUUACGUAAACAGGUAACUAAAAAGCAUGUGAGGGCUUCCCUGGUGGCGCAGUGGUUGAGAGUCCGCCUGCCGAUGCAGGGGACAUGGGUUCGUGCCCUGGUCCAGGAAGAUCCCACAUGCCGCUGAGCGGCUGGGCCCGUGGGCCGUGGCUGCUGGGCCUGUGCGUCCGGAGCCUGUUGCUCCGCACUGGGAGAGGCCGUGGUGGUGAGAGGCUCACGUACCGCAAAAAAAAAAAAAAAAGCACGUGAUUAAACAAAAA
Messenger RNA from Orcinus orca (killer whale), 2434 nucleotides. It is a transcript of the gene PDAP1, whose product is annotated as PDGFA associated protein 1. Gene Ontology annotation, cellular component: cytosol. NCBI's taxonomy places the organism in Eukaryota, Metazoa, Chordata, Mammalia, Artiodactyla, Delphinidae. The record is from RefSeq and is a predicted model, not a curated record. Gene Ontology annotation, molecular function: RNA binding. Bases 137 to 754 code for a protein of 205 amino acids. The transcript is spliced from 7 exons.